AUGUCGGCUCCACCACCUGUCGCUGGUGUCGAAGAUUCUGCGGAUCGAAAUGUCGAGAUGUGGAAAAUCAAACGACUCAUAAAGAGUUUGGAACUCGCACGAGGAAAUGGAACAUCGAUGAUCUCUCUGAUUAUCCCUCCUCGUGACCAAAUUGCGCGAGUUCAAAAAAUGCUUGCCGAUGAAUAUGGGACUGCAUCUAACAUCAAAUCACGAGUGAACCGGUUGUCAGUGCUUGGUGCUAUCACGUCUGUGCAGGGACGUUUGAAAUUGUACAGCAAAGCCGAAGUGUUUUAUCUGCUUCUAAGAGUUCUCACGGGCAUAACGGCGUCACACGGACUGUCGAGCUGUUAUUACAUGCGUGUUCUACCUCUUUCUUCAGAAGAUUUUAUAGAUUUUCGGGAAAUGUAA
Molecule: messenger RNA, 408 nt
Organism: Cylicostephanus goldi
Lineage: Eukaryota; Metazoa; Nematoda; Chromadorea; Rhabditida; Strongylidae
Source: the annotation of a GenBank genome assembly